AUGAUGGGAAGAUCCAUUCAUGGAAUCGAAAGUAAAUUCAAUCAAUCAACCACCAUAGAAUCCAAUCACCAAUCCAAUCCAAAAGAAAGAUACAAAUAUCUUUCGAGAAGAAAAAAAGAAGUGGAAAUCGAACUAAAUGAACAAUUUGAAGUCUUGAAAACCAACCAAACAGAUCUAAGUUCAUCCUUAAUCGAUCGUCAAGGAUUUCCUCGAGACGAUAUCUUAGAUUUACCUUCAGUUAGAGUUUCAAGAAGUAGGAUCCAUGAACUGAAAAACGAUCUAAGACAGAUCAUCGAAGAGUUAUCCAAAACCUUACCCUUAAUUUUAAAACCAUCUUCUACACCAACACCACAAGAAAGCCCAACGAAUCUAAUGAAACCGUUUGCUCAAGUUGAUUUGGAUUCCGAUCAUUCUCCUGCUUAUGAUUCGGGUAUCAGAGCUGGUGAUCAAUUGAUCAGAUUCGGUGAUAUUGAUGUUUCUAAUCAUGAUAAUUUAAAAGCUUUGGUUUCCUUUACAAAAGAAAAUGAAGGUAAUCAAAUUGAUGUCGUUUGGUUUAGAACUUAUCAAGAUGAUCAGAAUGGUGGUGGGGAGAAAAGGUCUAUGAUGUCUAAAACUUUGGUUCCGUGUUCUGGUUGGGGUGGUAGAGGUUUAUUAGGGUUUCAUAUUGUUCCUAUCUAA
Molecule: messenger RNA, 678 nt
Organism: Melampsora larici-populina 98AG31
Lineage: Eukaryota; Fungi; Basidiomycota; Pucciniomycetes; Pucciniales; Melampsoraceae
Exons: 3
Coding region: 1-678 (225 amino acids)
Biological process (GO): proteasome regulatory particle assembly
Cellular component (GO): nucleus; cytoplasm
Molecular function (GO): protein binding
Source: RefSeq, a predicted model, not a curated record